GCGGAGGAAUGUCCAGCAGGGUAGUUCUGCCUGGCCUUCCUCAUCUGCCUCUUGUAGUACAUGUAGCCCAGUCUGGUUUGCGUGUACAGUGUGUAUCUGACAGGAAGGCAAUGGACCUUUAACCCCCGGUGUCCCGGCUGUCUGAGGAGCAGAGGUUUGGGUUUCACCGGACAGAUCCGGUUUCAAAGAUGACAUCGACCUGCGGCUGCAGACUGAGGAGAAACUGGACUGAGAUGCACGGCGCUCACCAGCUCCAGCUACCAGAAAUGUAGGAAGAACUGCGGAAAUCUUAAAUGCUGAGCUCUGACUGCUGUGGUGGAGGAAUUUUCAGCUAAGAUAAAGCCUUUUAUUUUUCAAACUGUGAUUUAGAAGGGCGGUUUAGAGAAUGACCUCAAAAGCCAACAGCCCUCCAUCUUAUGAAGAGGCUCUGCAUCAUCCCAAGGCUGAGGACUGCUCCUACCAGCCCCCUCCAUCCUACAGCCCCAGCACUGGCAUGUACCCCGGCCCCCCUGGUUACUGGAGCCAGGGGGGCGUUUUCCCGCAGACCAGCGAGUCUCCAGGCCUCUCCCCGACUGUGACGACCAUCCCGACUCUGUCGGCCGCUGUGCCUGCGGCCCACACAGGUGACAUGGAGGCGUUCUUCAGAAACCAGUGGGAGAGCACGUCUGUGCGGCACGCCUUCAUCAGAAAGGUCUACUUGAUCCUGGCGGUGCAGCUCGCCUUCACCUUCACAGUGGUUGCCGUGUUCACGUUUGUUGACCCAGUGAGGCUGUUUGUCAUCAGAUACCCCGGCAUCUACUGGGCAUCUCUCGCCGUCUAUUUCGUGGUUUACUGCGUUCUCAUCUGCCUCAAGGAGCCCAGGAGGCGUUUUCCAUGGAAUCUGCUGCUUUUGGGAAUAUUUACUCUUGCCUUAUCCUACAUGGCUGGAACCAUCUCAAGCUAUUAUGAGACCAAAGCGGUGUUCAUUGCCAUGGGGAUUACAGUGGUCGUCUGUGUGGCAGUGACAGUCUUCUGCUUCCAAACCAAGGUGGACUUGACCUCCUGCAGUGGACUCCUCUGCAUUGCAGGGGUUCUGCUCAUGAUCAUCGGGAUCGUCACGGCCGUCGUGCUCUCCUUCCAAUACGUCCACUGGCUGCACAUGCUCUACGCUGCAAUCGGAGCUGUCGUUUACACUCUGUUUCUGGUCUACAACACUCAGCUUCUCAUCGGGAACCGGGAGCUGGCCAUCAGCCCGGAGGAGUACGUCUUCGGAGCUCUUUCCCUCUACGUGGACAUCGUUCACAUCUUCCUCUUCAUCCUUCAAGUCAGCGGAUCGGCGACCGAGUGACGAUGCGACGAGGACGGCCGGUCUGCCAAAGUUCAAGGGUUUCAAGCUCCUCCUGUCGAGUUAACCUCCCUUUGCCUGAAUGUAUAGAGCUGGAGAACUUUGUCAGAACAACCUAAUCUUUUCAUUCUCUUCUUCAUCUCUGUGAGUAAAAUCCUUGAAAAUCAUAAACACGAAGACAUUAUU
Messenger RNA from Oryzias latipes (Japanese medaka), 1510 nucleotides. Its product is annotated as protein lifeguard 3. Gene Ontology annotation, cellular component: Golgi apparatus; membrane; endoplasmic reticulum. NCBI's taxonomy places the organism in Eukaryota, Metazoa, Chordata, Actinopteri, Beloniformes, Adrianichthyidae. Gene Ontology annotation, biological process: negative regulation of apoptotic signaling pathway. The record is from RefSeq and is a predicted model, not a curated record.